AUGAUGUGCGAGGUGAUGCCGACCAUCAGUGAGGCAGAAAUCCCCCCCGGAGGAGGUGGGAGCCAUGGCUCAGGCUCCCCUUUACAACCAGAUGCUGAUUCACACUUUGAACAAUUAAUGGUCUCCAUGUUGGAGGAAAGAGAUCGUCUUCUGGACACACUUAGGGAGACCCAGGAAACACUUGCCUUGACCCAAGGCAAGUUGCAUGAGGUUGGCCAUGAAAGAGAUUCCUUGCAGAGACAGCUCAAUACUGCACUCCCGCAGGAGUUUGCAGCACUGACUAAGGAACUCAAUGUCUGCAGGGAACAACUUCUUGAAAGAGAAGAAGAAAUCGCUGAACUAAAAGCAGAAAGAAACAAUACUCGGCUGUUGUUGGAACAUUUGGAAUGUCUUGUCUCCAGGCAUGAGCGCUCUCUAAGGAUGACAGUUGUGAAGAGACAAGCACAGUCUCCUGCAGGGGUGUCUAGCGAGGUGGAAGUACUCAAGGCACUAAAGUCGCUGUUCGAGCACCAUAAAGCCCUGGAUGAAAAGGUGAGAGAACGAUUGCGAGUAGCACUGGAAAGGUGUAGUUUACUGGAGGAAGAAUUAGGUGCCACCCACAAAGAGUUAAUGCUUCUGAAGGAGCAGAACAAUCAGAAAAAAACACUAGCAGAUGGAAUGUUGGACAUCAGUCAUGAACAGGAAAACACACCGAGCACAAAUGGCAAGAGAUCUUCUGAUGGGUCUUUAAGUCAUGAGGAAGACUUGGCAAAGGUGUUAGAGCUCCAAGAAAUUAUAGAGAAGCAGUCAAAGGAGCAAAGCCAGAUGAAGGAGCGACUGGCAGCCCUGUCCAGCCGGGUGACUGAGCUGGAGGAAGACCUAGACACUGCCCGAAAAGAUCUCAUCAAAUCAGAAGAAAUGAACAGCAAGCUACAACGAGAUGCCCGAGAAGCAAUGGCCCAAAAGGAGGACAUGGAGGAGAGGAUCACAACUCUUGAAAAACGCUACCUCGCCGCCCAGCGGGAAGCUACAUCCGUGCACGACCUCAAUGAUAAACUUGAAAAUGAAAUUGCUAAUAAGGACUCUCUUCAUCGGCAGAGUGAAGACAAAAACCGCCAGUUACAAGAACGCUUGGAAUUGGCAGAGCAGAAACUGCAGCAGACUUUGAGAAAAGCAGAGACCUUGCCAGAGGUGGAAGCUGAGCUGGCCCAGAGGGUGGCAGCACUCUCCAAGUCUGACCUUUUGUCUUCUGGGAACUCUGCUGCUAAGGAGGCUAAACUGUUCGAACUUACUUCCAAGCUUAGGAAGGCUGAAGAGAGACACGGCAACAUCGAAGAGCGAUUGCGACAGAUGGAAGCCCAGUUGGAAGAAAAGAAUCAAGAAUUACAGAGGGCACGACAGAGAGAAAAGAUGAACGAGGAACAUAACAAACGCUUGUCAGACACUGUGGACAAGCUCCUCUCUGAGUCCAAUGAGAGGCUCCAGCUUCACCUGAAGGAGAGAAUGGCGGCUCUGGAGGAUAAGAAUUCUCUGCUUCGAGAAGUUGAAAUUGCCAAAAAGCAAGUAGAAGAAACCCAACAUGACAAGGACCAGCUGGUGCUCAACAUGGAAGCCCUGAGGGCCGAAAUAGACCAGCUGCGGAUCCGCGGUGGUGGAUCGCUGCAUCCUGGCCGCCCACACCUGGGCAGUGUGCCCGACUUCCGGUAUCCAGUGGCAGACAGUCCCACUGAUCCUUAUAGCACCACAUCAGUAUUGCGGCGGGCCCAGAAGGGCCGUCUUGCAGCUCUGCGGGACGAGCCUUCCAAGGUCCAGACUCUUAAUGAACAAGAUUGGGAGCGUGCCCAGCAGGCCAGUGUCUUGGCCAAUGUCGCCCAGGCCUUCGAGAGUGAUGUCGACGUAUCUGAUGGGGAGGACGAUAGAGACACGAUUUUCAGCUCCGUGGAUCUGUUGUCGCCCAGCGGACAGGCAGACGCCCAGACCUUAGCCAUGAUGCUUCAGGAGCAGCUGGAUGCAAUCAACAAGGAAAUCCGAUUGAUUCAAGAAGAAAAAGAAAACACAGAGCAGCGGGCAGAGGAAAUCGAAAGCCGCGUGGGAAGUGGGAGUUUGGACAAUCUGGGCCGGUUCCGGUCACUGAGCUCCCUACCGCCCCAUCCCGGCUCCUGCCUCGCCGGGUCCUCUCCUCCAGGGAGUGGCCGCUCCACCCCAAGGCGACAUCCUCACAGUCCUGCCAGGGAGGUGGACAGGCUGGGGAUUAUGACUCUACCUAGUGAUUUAAGGAAACAUCGUAGAAAGUUGCCAGCUUCAAGAGAAGAGGUACGAGACGACAAGACCACCAUAAAAUGUGAAACCUCCCCCCCUUCUUCCCCACGGUCACUCCGUUUAGACAGACUCCACAAAGGAGCUUUGCACACUGUGAGCCAUGAAGACAUCAGGGACAUUCGAAAUUCCACAGGUUCACAAGAUGGUCAAGUAAGCAAUCCUAGCAGCAGUAAUAGCAGCCAAGAUUCCCUUCAUAAAGCACCGAAAAAGAAGGGAAUCAAAUCCUCUAUUGGUCGUUUGUUUGGUAAGAAAGAGAAGGGUCGGCCUGGACACCCUGGCAAAGAGUCCCUUGUGCAAGCUGGUGUAGCGGACACAGAUAACUCCUCUCCAGAUGCUUUAGGAAUUAACAAAUUGGGAGGGCAGGCUGAGAAAAACCGAAAGCUGCAGAAAAAGCAUGAACUGCUUGAGGAAGCUCGAAGACAGGGCCUGCCAUUUGCACAGUGGGAUGGGCCAACUGUGGUUGUCUGGCUCGAGCUGUGGGUCGGGAUGCCUGCAUGGUACGUGGCAGCUUGCCGAGCAAAUGUGAAAAGUGGGGCCAUCAUGUCUGCCCUGUCAGACACUGAAAUACAGCGGGAAAUUGGAAUCAGUAAUCCUUUGCACAGGUUAAAAUUGAGGCUCGCUAUUCAAGAAAUCAUGUCCUUGACAAGCCCUUCUGCUCCACCUACAUCAAGAACGAGCACGGGGAAUGUCUGGUUAACACAUGAAGAGAUGGAAAACCUCACAGCCACUCCACAAACGGACGAUGAGGAGGGAAGCUGGGCUCAGACAUUAGCCUAUGGUGACAUGAAUCACGAGUGGAUUGGCAACGAGUGGCUGCCCAGCCUGGGCCUCCCUCAGUAUCGCAGUUACUUCAUGGAGUGCCUUGUGGAUGCUCGGAUGCUGGACCACCUCACCAAGAAAGACCUGCGUGGGCAGUUGAAGAUGGUGGACAGUUUUCACAGAAACAGCUUCCAAUGUGGAAUCAUGUGUCUGCGAAGACUGAAUUAUGAUCGGAAGGAACUGGAAAGGAGAAGAGAAGAAAGUCAAAAUGAGAUCAAAGAGGUCCUCGUUUGGAGCAAUGACCGCAUGAUUCGCUGGAUCUUAUCCAUUGGCCUCAAGGAAUAUGCAAACAACCUCGUGGAGAGUGGCGUCCACGGGGCCCUCGUGGCCUUAGAUGAGACUUUUGACUUCAAUGCUCUGGCCCUCUUGCUGCAGAUCCCCACUCAGAACACACAGGCUCGUGCUGUCUUGGAGAGAGAAUUCAACAACCUUCUUGUUAUGGGCACUGACAGAAGGUUUGAGGAAGAUGAUGAUAAGAGCUUUCGACGAGCCCCUUCAUGGAGAAAAAAGUUCAGGCCCAAGGACAUUCGAGGUUUAGCUGCUGGCUCGGCAGAGACCCUCCCUGCGAAUUUCCGGGUCACCUCAUCUAUGUCCUCACCCUCUAUGCAGCCAAAGAAAAUGCAAAUGGACGGCAGUGUGUCAGGAAGCCAGAGGCUGGAUUCCACGACCGUAAGGACUUAUUCCUGUUAAAGCCUUCUGUUGUUUACCCACACUAUUUCUACCGAUGAUCAUGGACUGACCGCCCUGAACUCAGCCAGGAGCCCACCGUAGAAUCGAGAGGAUCUUUAAUCUGUUAAUACUUGUUAUAUGGACAAUGAGAUAUUUUAUUACAGAGUUUUUAAUUAGUAAAGAAAUCCAUGAAUACCAUAGAGAAAAUAUUUUAGAAUUAAAUGUUUCUUAUAUUUAUGUAAACUUCUGUGACUUCAUUUAUACAGUUACUUACUUUUUCAUGUGUAUCCAGAUUAUAAAUAUCUUUUCCAAUCAAUUCAUGAGGUUCUUAUACUUAAUUUGUUAGUCACCUGAAUGUACUGUAAUGCUUGUAAGUAUGAAUCCUAUGAACAAAAUAGGGUUUUUUGUAAAUUAUGCAGUUAUUGUAAUUAUCAUUGUUUAAUUUUUUAAAAUAAUAAACCUGACAAAUGAGGAUUUUACUACAUUUGUAAAAAGUGCCCUAGGACGCAGGAGCAGCAUCGUCGCACCAAACACAAACACUCGGGAAACAAUCCUUCUUCGUGCUUCUGGGACAGGCAGUUUUUCGUCCCGCGGCUCGGGCCGCUCUCGGGCCACCUCUCUCCACACCCUCUGCUGUCCUGCAGCCCGAACCGAGGCGCCUUCCCGGCCGGACAAGCGCUUUCCUCCCCGCUCCCUCGUCCCUGAAGCCAUUGGUCGAGGCUCGGAUGCAAUUCUCCUUCGAGGACCAAUCACUGCGCGCCGCGGCCCCGGCGCCCCCUUGAACCCAGGCCUUACUCUUGUCACGUCCGCGUCUGUCUGUCUGUCUGAGUCGUCUUCGUCGGGACACGUUUGGGGGUUUCAUGGUCUCGCCGUCCCCUCUCAGACUGCGGAGAAUGUACCUCCGACUGGGCCAGCGGCGCCCGCGGUGCAUUAUUUAUUAUGCAACUUGUCGGCGAGCCUCCUCCUCGCCGGUCCUGCUUUUAACGGACUUGUAGAACUCGGCGUUCUGUUGUUUUUCUAUUAAUCUUUUGUGGACUUUCUGAUUAUGUAACAAAGUCUGUACAGCCUUCUUCGGAACUAUUUUUAUCACAGUAUUAUUUAUUGCUUUCUUUCAAUAAAGUACUGAAGCCUUUUCCACUGCCAAUAA
Gracilinanus agilis (Agile Gracile Mouse Opossum) is the source of this 4933-nucleotide messenger RNA. RefSeq names its product PTPRF interacting protein alpha 1 (gene PPFIA1). Lineage: Eukaryota; Metazoa; Chordata; Mammalia; Didelphimorphia; Didelphidae. Gene Ontology annotation, cellular component: presynaptic active zone. Gene Ontology annotation, molecular function: protein binding. Bases 1 to 3807 code for a protein of 1268 amino acids. The transcript is spliced from 31 exons. The record is from RefSeq and is a predicted model, not a curated record. Gene Ontology annotation, biological process: synapse organization.